Salvia splendens (bonfire salvia) is the source of this 2145-nucleotide messenger RNA. RefSeq names its product heat shock cognate 70 kDa protein-like. The record is from RefSeq and is a predicted model, not a curated record. Gene Ontology annotation, molecular function: ATP binding; ATP-dependent protein folding chaperone. Lineage: Eukaryota; Viridiplantae; Streptophyta; Magnoliopsida; Lamiales; Lamiaceae. The transcript is spliced from 3 exons. Bases 188 to 2044 code for a protein of 618 amino acids.
ACAUCGUUUUUAAUGCACUCUGCUGUACCUCCUCCACAGCAGAGGAUCCAUCCCCGUCGCCCACUGUCACGAAGCUUCUUUUAUUUUUGUGAUUUUUAGCUUAAUCAUUAAGAAAAGCACAAAACUAUACAUAUUUCAGACUAGGUCUUCCUUUCAAGUUGCAGAGCUGCUUGUUGCUAGCACAUUAAUGGAGGGAAAGGGGAAAGGACGGGCAAUUGGGAUCGAUUUAGGGACGACGUAUUCGUGUGUGGCGGCAUGGCAGCACGACCGCAUUGAGAUUAUACCCAACGAUCAGGGCAACCGCACCACGCCGUCUUAUGUGGCUUUUACCGACUCCCAUCGACUUAUCGGCGAUGCUGCUAAGAAUCAAGUUGCUAAUAAUCCCAUCAACACUGUUUACGAUGCAAAGAGGUUGAUAGGUCGCAAAUUCAGUGAUCCAACGGUUCAGAGUGACCUGAAUUAUUGGCCGUUUAAGGUCGUUCCUGGCGCUGAUGACGACAAGCCUAUGAUCUCGGUAACCUACAGAGGGGAGGAGAAACAGUUUUCUGCUGAGGAGAUCUCCUCAAUGGUGCUUACCAAGAUGAAGGACAUCGCUGAGGCAUAUCUUGGAUCAUCUGUCUCGGAUGCUGUUGUCACCGUGCCUGCUUAUUUCAACGACUCUCAGCGUCAGGCCACCAAGGCUGCUGGAGCCAUUGCCGGUCUCAAUGUUAUGAGGAUCAUCAAUGAACCUACCGCUGCAGCCAUUGCUUACGGGCUGGAUAAAGGAGCUAAUAGCUCUGUUGCAAAGAAUGUGCUCUUUUUCGACCUUGGUGGUGGCACAUUUGAUGUUACAGUCGCCACAAUUGAGUCAAAUGUCAUUGAAGUGAAGGCUAUUACCGGCGAUACUCAUCUUGGAGGCCAGGACAUGGACAACAGGAUGGUGAAUUAUUUCAUGAAAGAGUUCAAAAUCAGGAAGGGUAAGGAUAUUAGCGGGAAUCCAAAAGCUGUUAGGAGAUUGAGGACCGCUUGUGAAAGGGCAAAGAGGGUACUUUCCUCCACAUUUGAAACCCCAAUCGAGAUUGAGUCGUUGUGUGAGGGGAUUGAUCUGUUUUUCACUGCUAGUCGUGCUAAAUUCGAAGACCUUAACAUGGAUUUAUUCGACAAGUGCAUGGAGCUGGUUGAGAAAUGUCUGAGCGAUGCGAAGAUGGAGAAGAGCAGCGUGAGUGAGGUGGUGCUUGUGGGCGGGUCGAGCAGGAUUCCCAAGGUGCAGCAGCUGUUGCAGGAGUUGUUAGGUGGGAAGGAGGUGCGUAAAACGAUUAAUCCAGACGAAGCUGUGGCGUAUGGUGCUGCAGUGCUAGCUGCCAAGUUGAGUAAUGAGGGGAAUGUGAAAGUGCAGAAUGUGGUUCUUUUGGAUGUUACUCCUCUGUCUCUUGGUGUUCUAACUAUUGGAGAUGUGAUGGAUGUAGUUAUUCCGAGAAAUACAUGUAUCCCGAUAAGGCGGGAAAAGGGUUUUACCACGGCACGUGACAAUCAGACGAUAGUGAGGUUUGAGGUCUAUGAGGGCGAAAGAAGCAAGGCAACAGACAACAAUCUGCUAGGCGAAUUCAUACUGCAAGGCAUUCCCAAGGCACCCAAAUGUGUUCCUAAUAUCAAAGUGUGGUUCGACAUCGAUGAGAAUGGUAUCAUGAAUGUGUCAGCGGAGGACACAGGGAGUGGAGUGAAGAACGGCAUCACUAUCACCAACCACAAGGGCAGGCUGUGUAGGGAAGAAAUCGAGAGGAUGGUUGGGGAUGCGGAGAAGUAUAGGUUGGAGGAUGAGAAACACAAGAAGAAGGUUGAGGCGCGGUAUGCUGUGGAGCACUACGCGUACAACAUGAGGAACGCUAUUAGAAGUGCAGCGAACCUCACAGCAGCAGACAAGGAGAGUAUGGAGGAUGCGUUCAAGUCUUUUGUACAGUGGUUGAUCUUCAACGAACAUGCGGAGGUUGAUGACUUUAAAGGCAAGAUGAAGGAGCUCCAGACUGUUUUCGAUCCCAUCAUCCUCAACAUGAAUCAAGAUGUGUGAUUUGUUGUUGAAAUUUAUGUUUUAGAUCCUUCAAAUACAAGUCGUGUUGAUUCCAAGACUAGACUGGUGUGGAAGUAUGAAAUUAAAGCAUUUUUAAGGGA